UUUAAAAUAAUAGAAAAAAAGGAACUGUCUAUAAUAGAACGCAUAGAUAAUAAUAGGUAGGUAAUAUUAAAUGCAUAAUAUGAUAACCCUUACUUUAAAGUUUAAAUUUUUGAAGUACAUUGAUUCUGUGAAUUUGUUUAGAAUGGUACAAAUUGAAGAAAAUAGAAGGAAAAUAGGACCAAUUAUUGAGUGUAUAAUUCUAUGUGGUAAAGAAGAGUUGGCUUUGAGAGGACAUAGAGAUUUUGGUGAUAUCUUAGUAGAUGAUGAUUCAAGGCAAGGCCAUUUCCGUGGUAUUCUCAAGUACAGAGCAAAAGGAGAUGAAUUUUUGCGUAAUGUUCUUGAGGGUUCAGGGAAACGUAAUAAAUAUACGAGUCCAAUUAUACAAAAUGAAAUAAUUCAGUCAUGUAACACAAUUUUAUUAAGGAAACUAGUUAAUGUGAUUAAUAAAUCUAAAUGUUUCUCUGUUCUGGCUGAUGAAACAACCGACAUAUCGACUAAAGAGCAACUCAGUAUAUGUGUUUGAUAUAUUGAUAAAAACAAUAAGUUGCAUGAGAACUUUUUACGAUUUUUUGAAAUUGAUAGCUUGACUGGUUAUGACUUGGCUAACUCAAUAUUAAAUGGCUUAAACAGAUGUGGAAUUGAUUGCAAUUAUUUAUAUGGCCAAGGCUAUGAUGGGGCCAGUAAUAUGGCUGGUCGAUUUAAAGGAGUACAGACUAUUGUGAAAUCUAAAUACCCCAACGCUAUAUAAUAUGUACAUUGUGCAGCACAUUCGCUGAAUUUAGCUGUUUCAACAGCUAGUGGCAUAAAACCUAUCAGAAAUUGUUUGGGGGUGAUCGAAAAAGUUUAUAAUUUUUUCAAUACCCCUAAAAGAAAUUCUGUUCUUUUAAAUACCAUUGAGAAUUCAAAUAAUGCACCCCAAGUAAAACAACUCAAACGGCUUUGUGCUACUCGUUGGAUUCAACGUUAUGAUUCUGUAAAUGAUUUUUCUGAACUAUUUCCAUUUGUUCUCAAUGCGUUAGACAUUAUAUCUGAUUGGAAAGAAUCAACAGAUGCUGAAAUGCUUCAGAAAGCGUUAAAAGAUUCAGAGUUUAUGAUUUCUUUGAUUGUUAUAAAGGUAUUAUUUUCUUAUGGACUUCCGCUGUGUAAACAAUUGCAAAAAGUUCAAAUUGAUUUGAAAAAGACAAUACUCAUAGUAGAAAAUGUAAUAGCUACUUUAAAAUGUAUCAGAGAAAAUAAUGAAAUAGAAUUCAAAAUUAUCUAUAAUAAUGUCAAAAAAAUGGCAGCUGAUGUUGGAAUUGAAUUGCUAGAGAAAAGAAUUUCUUCUAAACAAACACAUAGAGCUAAUCCAAAUUUACAAAAUCAUUCUACCGAACAAUACUAUCGUGUAACAGUAUUUUUACCAUAUAUUGAUUACUUUAUAUCACAACUUACUGAGCGUUUUAUAAAUCAUAAAAGUAUUUUUGAAGGGUUCGAUUGCAUUUUUAAAACCCAGCCAAUGCCACUAGAGAUAAAUGACCGAGAACAAUUUAAUAAGCUUGUGAACAUAUAUUCACCCGUUGUAGAUAAAUUCAAUAGCAUAGCCGAAUUCAAUAUGUGGAAAACAAAACUAUUUACAGAUAAUAUCAUUCUUAGUUCAGGAUUACAGGCAUUAGAAAUUUGUGAUAAAGAAUUUUAUCCCAACAUUUACAUGUUGAUAAAAAUAUUUUGUACGCUUCCAGUGUCAACAACAACUCCUGAACGAUCAUUCUCUAAUUUAAAAAGAAUUAAAACUUAUCUCAGGAAUAGUAUGAAUGAAACUAGACUGAAUGGAUUGACUCUAUUAGCAUGCCAUACAGAAACAAAGAUUACACCAGAUGAAGUCAUUGAUGAAUUGUCUCUGAAAAAUAGAAGACUGGAGUUUGUUUUGUAAAAUCACUGCAAAUAAAUGGCUAUAUGUGCCUAUGUGUUAUAUAUACCUAUGUAGAUAAUAGAUAUCAAUGAUCAAUAUAAUUAUAUGAUAUUUUACAUUUUUACAGAACAAAUUAUUAAUUAGCUAAAUAUUUUAUAAAUUUAUUUCAUUGUGUUGAUUAUUAUAAAUCUAUAUUAAGCUAUUAAUAUAUUUUUUAUUCAUUAGAUUAUUAUGUUAAACUUAAAAUGCUAUUCAUUGAUUAAUAUUGUCUUUUAAAAUACCUAUACUUGAUUAGUGA
Molecule: messenger RNA, 2186 nt
Organism: Metopolophium dirhodum (rose-grain aphid)
Lineage: Eukaryota; Metazoa; Arthropoda; Insecta; Hemiptera; Aphididae
Product: 52 kDa repressor of the inhibitor of the protein kinase-like
Exons: 7
Coding region: 1058-1909 (283 amino acids)
Molecular function (GO): protein dimerization activity
Source: RefSeq, a predicted model, not a curated record